AUGUUACUGUUUGCUCACCGUUUCCCACGACGUCGAUCAGCCACAACCUCAAGCUCAACUUUCAACUUUCAAGAAGUCAGUUGGUUCCUAUCGGGAUUCGUGUACGAUUACUUACGUUUUGUAGCUCAUCAUGGCAUUCUAGCCGAUGUGGACACAUUAUCUCAUCGACGGCCCAAGGCGAUCAUUGCGUGGGAGACACGAAGAAAGAGCUUGGAUCAGAACCAACUUUUUAUUCACGACCCUUGCAACGCCUAUCCCGCUCAUUUUAGCCAAUCACCCUGCAGGAAAGGAAUAGAAGCAAAGAUGAAUCGAUGGCGAGCUGUCUACAAGCUGAUCGUAAAUACAGCGAUAGAAAUCCCUCUCUCGCAAGUCUUCGUCCUCUUCAUUCCACAUGCCACCGCUAAUGAGCAAUGCAGCCACUCUUCGUGCCCACUCUCCUCCAGCCGUCGAUUUACGCCAUAUGACAUCCAGCCUCGGCUCACCUACAAAACACCCCCAACGCAGCCUACGCUCAAACGAACCCCGACUCGGAUCACGCUCACCCAACUCAAUCUCUUCAUCGCCCACCUUGGUCCCACAUGCACCGCCUACCACCUUCCCCGUCGUCGGCCGCAUUCACCCACCCAGCUUCCAGCGAUCAGGCCUACGAUCCAGACGCAGACGGAUACGGUGACGGUGACGGUGGCUUCGACGCCGUCCCUCAUCACACUCACUUGGGCCUAUUUCUUGACUACGUCGAUGGGUAUCUCUUCAUCUUCGUCUUCUCCUGCUACGACCACGGCGCAAGAACACCCGCUUGCUUCGCUUCCAGAGCCUGACGAUGGUGAUGUCUGCGCGGGGGACGAAAUGGAGGAUUCAGCAAAAGGCAGGGAUUUAGGGAAUCGGAAAGCACAGACAAAGGGGAAGGAAGAGUCGAGGUGCGAGAAAAUUUGCGAACUUGCUUGUGGAGGGAAAGAAGGGCGCGGAUUUGGAGAAAGCUGUGAGUGGGAGGGAAUGAUGAUGGGCCAGAAAGGAAAAUCCGAGCUCUCGCCUUCAUCCUCCUCCACCAGACCCUGCCACUCUCGAAAGACGACGAUCUCCGCUGUCGAUUCUAUCCCUCGGGCCACCACCCACAUCGAGACAACCCCAAUGCAAGAUGUUUUGCAGCCAGGCUCUACCUCCAUUCAAAUUCAAUCCGACGACCCUUCCCCCCUUCGCGUAGGCCUCUCCGCAGUCCCAUUAACCCACAUGUUCAAACAUUCUCUCUCCCUUCUGUCAAGCAACCGGCGCUCAACACUCCCGGAAUCUACAAUCACUCUUCCAUCUGACGCCGCGUCGCCAGGAGACGGGGAAGCCAGCAGGAUGGGUACACCAGGCACACCACCAUUGCGUCGUCAUCCCCACUCUCAAACUACGACCACGGAGAUACUGCUGCCUCAUUCCCGCUCCUCUGCACUCCUUUUACAUCCUCGGCAUCUCCAGUGGGAGGAUGAAGAAGCACGUCGAAGGAGUGAGUUAUCCCAAGAGGGCGAGCAUUGGUGGCCGUCGUCGGGUUUGGAAGGCCAGAUCGCUGACUCGGGCUGUGAGCGGCCGAUGAUCGUCACGUCUUAUGGAAUGGGAUAUGAAGAUUCUGUCGGACAGUUCGAUCAUCAGUACAACGAGCAAUACGCCGCUAACGCGACGGUGUCAGCACCAAUCCCAGCAUGGUACGAAGCCCCUGGUUGGGAGGCACAUCAACAUCAGUUCAACCAUCCUAAUCUCUACUUUAGCCCGGACGAUUGGGAUCGGAUAGAGGUGAACAAGAUCGCCACAUUUGAAGACGAUCGCGAUAUCUGCCGUCGUCCUGGGUGA
Messenger RNA from Laccaria bicolor S238N-H82, 1830 nucleotides. RefSeq lists its product as uncharacterized. Lineage: Eukaryota; Fungi; Basidiomycota; Agaricomycetes; Agaricales; Hydnangiaceae. The record is from RefSeq and is a predicted model, not a curated record. The coding region runs from base 1 to 1830 and encodes 609 amino acids. The transcript is spliced from 8 exons.